AUGUGUUCCGUCUACAUCUUCCUCUACGAUUGCGGCUGCUCUGUCCAAGAAGGCGGCGUUGUCGCCUGUGCAAAGAAGGGAACUCCCUCCUGCCAUGGUGUGAAGGAGCACUUCCGGAAGCGUCAGGGCUAUAACUGCCCAAAGCACGGUGGUAGCUAA
This is a messenger RNA of Penicillium pulvis, 159 nucleotides long. RefSeq lists its product as uncharacterized. The record is from RefSeq and is a predicted model, not a curated record. Lineage: Eukaryota; Fungi; Ascomycota; Eurotiomycetes; Eurotiales; Aspergillaceae. The transcript has a single exon. Bases 1 to 159 code for a protein of 52 amino acids.